Messenger RNA from Rattus rattus (black rat), 4894 nucleotides. RefSeq names its product GRB2 associated binding protein 1 (gene Gab1). The transcript is spliced from 11 exons. NCBI's taxonomy places the organism in Eukaryota, Metazoa, Chordata, Mammalia, Rodentia, Muridae. The record is from RefSeq and is a predicted model, not a curated record. Bases 966 to 3140 code for a protein of 724 amino acids.
AGGGUGCCUCUGCCAUCUCGCUCCCUCCCAGCGCCGGCCCCGCCUCCCCAGCCCUUGUUGUUUUGGCUGGAAGCGCUCCGGAGGAGUUUCAGAGAAAGUCUGGGCAGAAGCUAGAGGCGACCGAUCGUGGGAAGGGGAGGCAGAAAGGCCAGAAGGAGGAGGGCUGGAGCCCGGGCCGCGCCUCCCCGAACCCGCCGCGCGCCCCCGGGGUGGGGGAGGAGCGCAGGGGACGGGACAGAGGGGUCCCUCCCCAGAGCAGAGCCGCCCUGAGCUUCGUCCCUGCGCUGAUCCCCGCCCUCAUCCGAGGCUGGUGCGCAGACCCACCCUCCUGCCGCGGACCCGCGACCUCCCCGACGCCCGGCGACGCCCCGGUCCUCGCCGCUGGUCCCCGAACUCUGUAGGCGGCUCGGGACCUGCCCCUGAGCCGGCUGCCACCCGGACGCCGCACGCCUUUCCAGGCGCCCUUUUCCGAGCAGAGGGAAGAAGAUCGAGCCCCUCUCAGUGUGAAAGCGCCAGCGGGCGGAGCGGAGCGGAGCGGACACCGCGCGCGGGCAUUGUGUGUGCGCGUGCAGCGUGGGGUCCGCAGCGGGGAGAGACCGCGGGAGGUCCGGUCCUCAAGGGGCGGAGCGCAGGGUUUCCAGCUCCCGGCUCCCUGUCCGGGCAGAGUCCCAGCCGAGCCCGACCGCUGCCUAGGCGGCGGGACGGUGCGCCUGGCGGCCAGGAGGGUGCACUGAAAGAAGGCCGGAGAGACCUGGUCCCCGCGGUUCCCGAUCGGGUUCCUCUUCGGUCCGCGGAUCUGCGGGAGAGAGGUUCGAUCGCCAGCACAGGGCGCGGGGAGCCGGGCCGCCCCGUCGGGGGAAUCUGCGACGUCCUCUGGGCUGCGUGUGCUCGCUGUGCCCGGAGCGCGUCCGCUGUGUCCACCAACCCCUCCGGUGCCUGGUCCUCCAGCCCUCACGGCGUGCACCAUGAGCGGCGGCGAAGUGGUUUGCUCGGGAUGGCUCCGCAAGUCCCCCCCGGAGAAGAAGUUGAAGCGUUAUGCGUGGAAGAGAAGGUGGUUUGUGUUGCGCAGUGGCCGUUUGACCGGAGACCCCGAUGUCCUGGAGUAUUACAAAAACGAUCAUGCCAAGAAGCCUAUCCGGAUUAUUGAUUUAAAUUUAUGUCAGCAAGUUGAUGCUGGGUUGACAUUCAACAAAAAGGAGUUUGAGAACAGCUACAUCUUUGAUAUCAACACCAUCGAUCGGAUUUUUUACUUGGUGGCAGACAGUGAAGAAGACAUGAACAAGUGGGUCCGUUGUAUCUGUGACAUCUGUGGGUUCAAUCCCACAGAAGAAGAUCCCGUGAGGCCGCUGGCCAGCUCCUCACAAGCACCUGCUGAUUCACCGUUCGCCAUAAAUACAGCACCAGCCUCCACCCACAUGGAAGCAUCUUCAGUCGCGCUACCUCCCUCUUACCAACUCAUCAGCCUCCCACCACACCCAGACACUCUCGGCCUCCAGGAGGAUCCACAAGACUACCUCUUGCUGAUCAACUGUCAGAGCAAGAAGCCUGAACCCACCAGAGCCCAUUUUGACUCUGCCAAGCCCACCUCUUCUGAGACAGACUGCAAUGACAACGUCCCUUCCCACAAGCCUCCUGCUUCCUCCCAGGGCAAACACGGAAUGAACGGCUUUUUUCAGCAGCAAAUGGUGUAUGACUGCCCACCACCACGGGUUACAUCUGUCUCUGGAGAGUCCGGCCUCUAUAACCUGCCCAGGAGCUACUCCCAUGACGUGCUACCGAAGGAGUCCCCGUCAAGUACCGAGGCAGAUGGAGAGCUUUACGUUUUUAAUACGCCGUCUGGGACUGCAAGUGUAGAAGCUCAGAUGAGACAUGUGUCUAUUAGUUACGACAUUCCGCCAACACCUGGCAACACUUACCAGGUCCCACGGACAUUUCCAGAAGGCACACUGGGACAGUCAUCGAAGCUGGACACUAUUCCUGACGUCCCCCCACCUCGGCCACCAAAGCCACAUUCAACUCAUGACCGGUCUCCUGUGGAGACGUGCGGAGUGCCACGCACGGCGUCAGACACUGACAGCAGUUACUGUAUCCCUCCGGUAGGCAUGCCGCCCUCCCGGAGUAACACCAUUUCCACCGUGGAUCUGAACAAGUUACGGAAAGAUGCUGGUUCUCAAGAUUGCUAUGAUAUUCCACGGACCUUCCCGAGCGAUAGAUCCAGUUCCUUGGAAGGCUUCCAUAACCAGUUGAAAAUCAAGAAUGUGCUGGCUGCGGGAAAUGUCUCGGGCGAAGAGCUGGACGAGAACUACGUUCCCAUGAACCCCAACUCUCCACCGCGCCACCAUCCCAGCAGCUUCGCUGAGCCGAUUCAGGAACCAAACUACGUGCCAAUGACCCCUGGGACCUUUGAUUUUUCUGCGUUUGGGAUGCAAGUCCCUCCUCCUGCUCAUCUGGGCUUCAGGUCCAGCCCAAAGACCCCUCCCAGGAGGCCAGUUCCUGUUGCUGACUGUGAACCACCCCCGGUGGAUAGGAACCUCAAGCCAGACAGAAAAGGUCAAAGUCCUAAAAUUUUAAGACCUAAACCCCAUGGCUUAGAGCGAACUGAUUCACAAACCGUAGGUGGCUUUGCUACAAGGAGAAAGGUUAAGCCGGCACCUUUAGAAAUCAAGCCUCUGUCAGAGUGGGAGGAGCUGCAGGCCCCAGUCAGAUCCCCCAUCACCAGGAGCUUCGCUCGGGACUCCUCUAGGUUUCCCAUGUCCCCUCGGCCUGAUUCUGUGCACAGCACGACAUCGAGCAGUGACUCCCAUGACAGUGAAGAGAACUAUGUCCCCAUGAACCCAAAUCUGUCCAACGAAGAUCAGAAUCUCUUUUGCAACAACGGCCUCGAGGGGGCGAGCAGCCCUCUGACCAAACCCAAGGGAGAUAAACAAGUCGAGUACCUGGAUUUAGACCUAGAAUCUGGGAAGUCCACACCGCCACGGAAGCAAAAGAACAGUGGUUCGGGCAGCAGCAUGUCUGACGAGCGGGUGGAUUACGUCGUGGUGGACCAACAGAAGACUCUGGCCCUGAAGAGUACCAGGGAAGCUUGGACGGACGGCAGGCAGUCCACGGAGUCCGAGACACCCACCAAGAAUGUGAAGUGAAGCCGCACGGUCGCCGCUGCUGACAGAAGGAGCUGGGGAGGAGAGGUGCCAUCGAAGAAGCUUCCACUCUGUAGCAGCGGCAGAGGAAAGGACCUCACACAUGUUCACGUGAAUUAGGUUGUGAAUGGUGCUGCGUGGUAUUGAGUCUGUAACCUGUAAAUAACCUGGGGAAAUAGUGUUUUAGCUCACCCAGAAGCAUCUGUCCCUAGUUAACCUGUAGUAUAGGACACUGACGCACUUUCCAUGUAAAACCUGGGUUUGGAUCUUCCCGAGGGACCUUGGAAGAAUCUCCUCAGGAGGUCUCCCCUCCUCACACUACUCCAUGUAACAGUUCUAAGUAAACUGAGCAGCUUUAGUUCUGGAAAUUCCAGUUGAAGCUACAGGGCUAACACCAUUAACACAAGAAGUGGGUUCACAAAUUUGCUUUUCCUUUAAAGGUGGUACCCAUGAGCCUAAGCUAUAGAAUAUAGUUGGACUUGCUCUUCAUUGUUUUCAAAAAUUCCGGGGAUAAUGUAUAUAUUGGUGUCAAGACCUAGUUCCCUGACUCAUGUACACGUAGGUUUUAAUAAUAGGACUUUGUUAUGUUAUUUUUUUGUUGUUGUUAAUUACAGUGUCUUGGGUUCAUCGUGUGAAGGUUCUGCUGGGUAGGAUCUCGCACCUUUAAAAAACUGCCUCUUAGUUACCCUAGUAAGCCCACAAAUGUCCACAGCAUGGAUCGGUGAGCUCUUCUUAUUCCUGUUCACGUGCAUUAAACAUUGUUUGCAAAAGGCAGAUUGUAUGACUGACUAAUCAGGUACGUCCAGGGCGCUGAUGUGCUAAUACAGUGACCAGGUUAGACCAAGCGCUUCAGUUAGGUGUUCGUUAAUCCUCAUCUUGGCUUAGAGUUAAGGAAACAGUUGGCACUCUGUCAGUUGCAGCAACAUACUGUGAUUUUGAAUGAGUUAGACAGUAAUUCAAGAUUACCACUCUUAGGAAUGAGACUCUCCCGACACCAUAGAGCCCUUCCUAUGGUUUUCUUUCUUUUACUUAAUAUUCUUCUUGGCCUUAUAUUUAAAUCCCUAUGCAAUUAAUGUUUUAUAUCUGCAUUUUUAGAAAAAGAAAUGUCAUUUUAAGUGAUUCUUGUAUGUAGCAAACACCUAUUGCUUUUGUGAGCAAAUUAAGAAUUUUGUACUGUGAUUUGUACUGCCCCAAUUCUCCAACUGUUGGAGCCUUGCUGUGCUGUGAAAGGCUGUAGUUGUGACCACCACCCAGCCAGAUCUCCUGAGACCACAAAGCAAUGGUGCGAGUCUCUCACCUGUAACGUGACAUCGUCAGGUGUAGACGUUGACUCAGUUAGUGUCAUGUGUUACAUACACCUGUCUGUCUAGGUUUGUGAGAAGCAGCUAGCGUUUUCUAUUUUCACCCAAGUAAGUACAAUGUCUCUGCACUGAUCUGAGACUCACUGGUGGCUUGGGGAGGGGACACAGAGAACAGAAUGUCUAUAGCAGAGGCUGGUCUCUCUCCGUUCAGACCUCUUAACUGUUGCCUGAGUACACAAUGUGCCCUGCUUUCUGGCCCACUGGCCACCGUACUGUGCCUAAUCUGUGUUCUCUGCUUGCUUUUCCAGUCAGUCCACAAGCUGUGUUCAUAACUAGAUGGAAUGUAGAAUAGUUAACAUUAGAUGCUUUUAAAUGUUUGCUUCUUUUUAAACAAAAACUAAAACCCAGAACUGAAUUUUGAGGUGGAUUUUUAAAUAAUAAAAAAAGGUUGUUUGA